GGGAGCGGAUGGUGCGGGUAGCGGCUCCCAGGCGCUGGCGGGGGCAGGAGCAAGAGCUGGCUGCGAGCGCCUCCCCCCUUCCCCAUCCUUCCCGCUCCGGCUGCGUGUCCCCUCGUCGUGCUGUGCCGCCGACCGCCCUGAGCCGGCAGCGCUGUACGAUGUGAGCGGUCGUUGGUCUCGGCAGCGCCCCCGGUGCUCUCGACGCUGGGGCGGGCAGCGAUGGCCAGAGCUUGGCGUGGAAGCAGCAGCCGCCGUCGCCGAUAGGAAGCGCCGGGGGCAGCUGGGCAGGCGGCGCGGAGACUCCCCAGGGCCGUGCAGCGCUUGUCCCGCCCCGCCCCCUCCCUGCUUCCCUCCCCUCCUCCUCCUCUCCCCGCGGCCGGUGCAUGCGGGGCGCUGGGGGCCGAGCUCGGGUCCCCCGCAGCCACCGGAGCGAGUGACCCGCGGGGGUCUUGCGCAUCCCCGCUAUGUCCUCGUCCAGCUCCUCGCAAACCCCCCCGUCCCACCACCAGCCCCCGCCGCAGAGGAUGAGGCGCGGCGCCGCCGGGUCCCCCACCGCCGGCACGGCCGGGGGCCCCGGUAACGGCGCCGGGGGAGGCUCGGCGGGGACCAGCCGGCUGCUCCAGCCUAUCCGAGCGACCGUCCCGUACCAGCUCCUGCGGGGCAACCAGCACAGCCCGACCCGGUCCCCAUCCGCCUCGGUGGGCAGCAACACGGGGCCGGGGGGCGGCGGGGGUCGCGGCGGAGGCAGCCCCCCACCGCCGCCCAGCGCGACGCCGCCGCUGGCGGCGGGCGGCGGCGGAGCGGAGCCGGGCAGGGUGAAGGGCAGGCAGCGGCGGUCGCCGGAGAGCGGCGGCAGCAGGAGGAGCAGCUCACCUGAGAGACGGAGCCCCAGUUCCCCGGUGUACAGAGUGGACAGGCCAAAAUCCCAGCAAAUCAGAACUUCUGGUACCAUAAGGCGAACUUCUUCUUUGGACACAAUAACAGGACCUUACCUCACAGGACAGUGGCCACGUGAUCCCCAUGUACACUACCCUUCAUGUAUGAAAGAUAAAUCUACUCAGACACCCAGCUGUUGGGCUGAAGAGGGAGCAGAAAAGAGAUCACAUCAGCGCUCGGCAUCGUGGGGAAGUGCUGAUCAGCUGAAAGAGCAGAUUGCCAAACUGAGGCAGCAGCUGCAGCGCAGUAAGCAGAGCAGUCGUCACAGCAAAGACAAGGAACGUCACUCACCUCUCCAUGGCAACCAUAUAGCAAUCAGUCAGACUCAGGCUUGUAUUUCCAGAUCUGUCCCUAUGCCACUGUCAAGCAUUUCAGUGCCAAAAUCAACUGCUUCACGUGUGCCGUGUAAUGUAGAAGGAAUAAGCCCUGAACUGGAAAAAGUAUUCAUUAAGGAGAACAGUGGAAAAGAAGAGGUAUCCAAGCCUUUGGAUAUCCCUGACGGUCGGAGGGCGCCGUUGCCUGCUCACUACCGCAGCAGCAGCACCCGCAGCAUUGACACGCAGACCCCGUCUGUGCAGGAGCGCAGCAGCAGCUGCAGCAGUCACUCGCCGUGUGUCUCUCCCUUUUGCCCUCCUGAGUCUCAGGAUGGGAGUCCCUGUUCAACAGAAGAUUUGCUCUAUGACCGUGAUAAAGACAGUGGGAGUAGCUCACCGUUGCCCAAGUAUGCCUCAUCUCCCAAACCAAACAACAGCUACAUGUUCAAACGAGAGCCCCCAGAGGGAUGUGAGCGAGUGAAGGUCUUUGAGGAAAUGUCGUCUCGUCAGCCUGUCUCAGCCCCUCUCUUUUCAUGUCCUGACAAAAACAAGGUUAAUUUCAUCCCAACCGGAUCAGCUUUCUGUCCUGUAAAGCUUCUGGGCCCCCUCCUUCCUGCUUCAGACCUGACACUGAAGAACUCUCCAAACUCUGGUCAAAGCACAGGUUUGAGCACCCUGACUGUUGAGCAGCUUUCGUCUCGGGUCUCUUUCUCAUCUCUGUCAGAUGACACCAGCACAAUGGACUCCCCAGAGACCCCGGUUCAGCAGCCGUCCCAGCAGCAGCAGCCGCUUCUGCAGGAGAUUCAGACUGAAGAGCAUUCCUCUCCUCAGAGCUACGUGUUAAUCUAGAGCAAGGUGGAGCAGGCCUCUGCCCCAGACAAGAAGUGAGGAGACUCUAGUCCAGAUACAUCUGCAUGAGGUGGCAACCUUUCAGAACACCAUGGAAUACUUAGCAGCAUUCAAAAAAAUAUCUCAACACUGUUCUUGGCAGGGACAGAAUCCAUAUUCGGCAUUUUUUUGUGAGAAAGCAGUAAUGCCUGCAGAAUCCAUAUUACAUUAAACGUCUUAAGUGGAGACUAUGCAUUUCAUAGUACGUUUGACCAGAUUAGUACUGUGUUCUGUGUUCUGUUUCAAAUUCUACAGUAUAAAUAAGCUCUCUCUAUAUAUAAAAAAAAUGUUGCCUGUCUGAAUAGAAAAUGUCUUGCUGUGUUGUGUCCUAUGGAAAAUACUGUACUUCAGGAUUAUGUUUACAAUUGAUCCAGGUGUUUAUGUUUCUAACUUCUGUAAUACACACAAUGCAAAAAAAAAAAAAAAAUGGCCACAGCA
Messenger RNA from Passer domesticus (house sparrow), 2576 nucleotides. RefSeq names its product glucocorticoid induced 1 (gene GLCCI1). Gene Ontology annotation, cellular component: cytoplasm. The transcript has 8 exons. Bases 465 to 2099 code for a protein of 544 amino acids. NCBI's taxonomy places the organism in Eukaryota, Metazoa, Chordata, Aves, Passeriformes, Passeridae. The record is from RefSeq and is a predicted model, not a curated record.